AUGGCACUCACUGCGCCCUCGAUGUUGACCCUGGCUGGACAGAAGGAUACACAAUACACGAAGAUCUUCGUCGGAGGCCUGCCCUACCACACGACUGACCAGAGCCUUCGAGAGUACUUCGACAAGUUCGGCGACAUCGAUGAGGCAGUGGUCAUCACGGAUAGGCAAACUGGCAAGAGCAGGGGAUACGGAUUU
Molecule: messenger RNA, 195 nt
Organism: Candidula unifasciata
Lineage: Eukaryota; Metazoa; Mollusca; Gastropoda; Stylommatophora; Geomitridae
Source: the annotation of a GenBank genome assembly